AUGCCUAUCUGUCUAAUUGCCAGAGGUGCCAUAUAUUUGAGUUUUGUAGAGUACGGCAUGGGAGGUAAGGUUUCAACAUAUGGUGAUAUAUACAGCUAUGGGAUACUCUUGUUAGAGAUGUUUACUGGGAAGAGGCCUACUGAUGAAAUGUUUAAAGAUGGACUGGAUCUCCAUAAUUUCGUUAAGACAGCAUUGCCUGAACGAAUAUCAGAAGUUGUAGAUCCAUUAUUUGUUGCAGGAGGGGGAGGGAAAGAAGAAGAAGAAAUAACAAAUGAAGACAUUUAUAUCCUAGCAGACAUCAAAAAGGACCAACUGCAAGAUAGCUUGACAGAAAUACUCAGAAUAGGAGUUGCUUGUUCGGUGGAAUCACCUAAAGAGCGAAUGAAACUUAGUGAUGUUCUCAAAGAAUUGCAGCUAGUCAGAGGUCUUCUUCUUGGAUCCACGGUUAAAUAAGAUCAUGAAAUAGAAUUUGGAAAUGAACCUCUUCUUUGAAAUGUCUGAGACUGUUUUGUUCUGUUGCUAGA
Durio zibethinus is the source of this 524-nucleotide messenger RNA. The record is from RefSeq and is a predicted model, not a curated record. Lineage: Eukaryota; Viridiplantae; Streptophyta; Magnoliopsida; Malvales; Malvaceae.